AUGAGCCACGCCGUUAACGUUAAGCAUCAACUCGAAACCACUAAGCGCCUGCAACGUUCGCUUGUCAAUCCUACAUACAGGGCUCAAGUAGGUCUCAUGGUUCAUGAGGAUGAUAGCCUGAUGGCUCAAGCGAACGAGCAGCUUGAACGCGAGCUGCAACAGAGUCAGAAACUCACCCUUACUACAUACCAAGCGCCUCGACGUGUGGUGUCUCUCGGCAUCUCCCCCAGCUACGCAAGCGCUAAUCCACGCAGGAAGGACGCCAUCAUCGAAAGAUUCGACCUUGACCGUCAGAGCUUCCAGCCAUUUUUGGAAGACCAUAGUGAACAUCUCUCAGUCGUUGUUCCCGACCAGCCAGGGGACCGUAAGAAUCGACGCGCACUAGGUUUCAUUCAGUACGAAAAGGAGGCCGGUCGAAUCACGAUAAUCGAUCCUGCCCUCGACAUAGCAAGCCUACGUUACCAUGUGGGGAGGGACGUCGCUAUGGUGAUCGGCAGAACGCGGACCAAGCCAGGCCGACCCGUCGCGCUAGACGCGUUUUUGGAUUGGCUCCGCCUAACGACGAUAGACAUUCGCGGCCUCACCUACCCUUCUAGUCUCAUCCCCACGCAACAUAGCGACUUGAUCCUUAAUCCCCAGCUACGAGGCCAGCUCUAUCACAAUGGAAUCACUUUGACCAAUACCACCGUGGGCGGCGCAUUCCUCUUCGCGUACAAUUUCGCCUAUUCGUCUACCUACCGCGAUCGUCGCCGACUAGCAUCCUAG
Messenger RNA from Penicillium cataractarum, 765 nucleotides. RefSeq lists its product as uncharacterized. NCBI's taxonomy places the organism in Eukaryota, Fungi, Ascomycota, Eurotiomycetes, Eurotiales, Aspergillaceae. The coding region runs from base 1 to 765 and encodes 254 amino acids. The transcript is spliced from 5 exons. The record is from RefSeq and is a predicted model, not a curated record.